UCGGCGGGAGCUCCGAUUGGCUGAGAGGCUCUAGCUUGAAAAGUCUGCUGGGUACAGACCGCUCGGCCGGCUCUAGCGCUUCGGUGGGAGUUUAGCAGUGGUGAUAGGUUGGUGCUUGCCACGCAUGGGCUCGGGUCGGUCAGUGGGCAGUUUUCAGCGAGUGCGCAAUCGGCGCAAACUCCAGCUCCAGCUCGCUUUGCGCUACGAUGGGGUGCACAUGUUCCGCCGCCGCCUCACGUUGCAUGCCGAGCACUAGCUUUUCCGGAGGUGGGGUGAGGCCGCCGAGACCUGCCUUGGCUGCGGAUCCACGUGGGUGGCGGAGGGGCCAGGGAUCGGCUCCCGGCCUCUGCCCUGCACCGAGCGGGCGGCGUCGACACGCACAGCUUGGAUGGUAGUUACCUCGAGUUAGCGCCCUGGCUCCCUCGGUGGUCUCGGGGUUCAUUCGGGCUCUUCACAGGGACUCAUUUCCUUAUUUGGAGGGAAGCAGCAGAAGAGCUCUGUUUUUGGAAGCUGUAUUGUAUUCCCCAGUUCCACAUGCAUGUAUGACAAACCUUAAAGAGCAUUAAUGGUAGGACAGCCACAAUAAACAGCGAUUUGCAGGCCUUUUUCUCUGGAAGAAAGACAUCCUAUUUUUUUUAUUAAUAUUUUGCUCAUUUUAAAUGUUUCUCCAUUUUGGCAUCUUUUGUUUUCAGGAAACUUUUAAGAUUAUGUGCCCUUUUGUUUAGACAGCCCUUAGAUUUGAAUUAUACAUUUAUUUGUGCAAACUGCACUUACUGUGAGAUCUUUCCUGGAAAUCUUCCCCAGCAUAUUGAUUUCUUAUGGCUUUCUUCCUUCAAGCGAGUAACUGGGGUUUGCAGACUUUCCUGGGUAGAUGUUUCCUGUUCCAGCCUGCUUCCACUUGUCAAAAAUCACUGGCUCUCAUGGUUCACCUCCGCAGUAGGGAUCAAGUUAAAGGUUUGCCUUUUACUACAUCUUCCCAAUCUGCAGUACCUCAGGAUCUCAGAGGAGUUCAUAUGCUGCACAAGUCCAGAUCUGGAAGCAGAGAUGGAGAAAAAGAAAAAAGGAAGGAGAGCUCCAGGGAAGAGGACAAGAAGAAAAGUCUUAUGUCCCCGUUCUCUGCUGGAGCUGCCAAACACCGAUCAGUGAGGCAGCGGACACCUACAUCUAUGAGACUGCCUAGGUUGUCUAAAAAAGAUGAUAUCCAGCCUCCAGAAAAACCUUUGAAUGCUGAGGAGUGGCAGGAAUGGAGGACACGAUUAAAGCAUCUUACAAAUUUUGAAACUGUAAUGUUACGUCGAAUGAUCAAGUAUGAAAGCUCCAUAGAUGUGGCCAAGUCCUUGAUGGCUGAUGUGGUAUUGAGAAAUGGGGAGGUCAAGUAUAAUUUAUUGCUUGGGUACCUGAUUCUAUGUGUCCAGCAGAAGCAGGUGGCAGAAAUUUUUGAUAUCUAUGAUAUAAUUAAACUCAGAUUUAAGACUUUAGACCCUGGGUGUUACAGUCUUCUAAUCAGGGGUCUGAGUGAUACAGAGCGUUGGAGAGAGGCCAUUUUGCUACUGAAGGAGAUUAGAAAAGUUACACCCCCCUCUAAAGGGAACUAUGGAUAUUGUAUCAAAGGGGCUCUCAAUAAUCAAGACGUAAAACUGGCAUUAGAAUUGUAUCAUGAAAUGGUGGCCGAAAAUGUGAUGCCACACAUGGAUGUGCUGCAGGCCUUUUUUGAUACCUGCAAGGGUACACAAGAUGAUAAAUUAAAAAAAGAACUCUUAGACAUGCUUCUGUAUUUUAGAGAGAACCAACUCUAUCCUAAUGAAGCUGUUAUGCAGAGUAUAAAGCUGUGGUUUGAAAGUAUUCCAGGAGAGAAAUGGACAGGACGCUUGACCAGCAUGGAAAAUGGUUGGGGGUGUCCAGUUUGUAACCAGGUCUUAGAAACUAUUGAGCUAAGUAAAAAGGAAUAUAAUAUUCUCAAGAAAAAAAUAAUGAAGAAUGUGAUGCAGGGGAACGAUAUAUUCAAAAAGACAACUCCCCAGGAACUCAAAAGAUUUCAAGAUUUCAUGGAAAAUCGUCUUCCAUAUGAUAUUGUGUUAGAUGGGCUUAAUAUUGUCAGAUGUGUCAGCAGAAUCUGUGGCUAUAAUGUUUGUCAUCCUGAACUGUGGCAUACCCUAUGCUAUCCUACUGACUUGAGCAGUCGGAGUAAAUCAGAGCUAUUUGAUGUUGUUUCCUACUUUGCACAGCAGAAUCUGCGGUUGCUUGUGCUGGGCCGAAAACACUUGAAUGAAUUUCAAUUCUGGAAAUGGAAUGCAAUGACUGCCAGGCAGGGGAAAGUAGAUUUCUUUUUUACUGAAAAUAUAUCACAAGAUGAUCCCUUUCUGGUAUACGCCACUCUUCAUUCAGGCAAUAAUUGUAAGUUUGUUACUAGAGACCUUUUGCGAGAUCACAAGGCUUGUUUGCCUGAGAGUAUUCAACAGCUGUUUUUCAAGUGGCAACGGGGACACCAGUUGAUGCCUUUUGCCUCACGCACAAAAAAGAUAUAUUUUGCGCCUAUACUUAGUUACGAUACAGUGGUACAGACUACAGGCGACACGUGGCAUAUUCCAUAUGAUGACCACCUGGUGGAAAGAUAUUCCUAUGAAGUGCCAAGAAAAUGGCUUUGCCUUCGGAGAAAAUAAGAGUGCAGUUUUACAAACUGAAGCUUCAGUCAUUUACUACUGUUGUUAGCUGGCUACCAACCCCCCCUUCAAACCAUGUCUAGUUACAGGAUUAGCAAGCCAUAAUUUGAAUCCUGAAGCUGACUAAAUGUUCAGUUACUAUAUUGAUUUGGCUAAGUUCAUUCUUGCUGUAAGUUCAUUGAAGUCAGUGACAGUACACCAAGGGUGAAUUUUGACUAUUACAAUUGCAAACCAUUUUUGUAUCUUACUAGCCGACUUUUUUUUUUUUAAUUACGAAUUAAUUUUUCCAUCUUUGAAUGUCAUAGCUCUUUUUCUUAAGAAUUUCAACAGGAGAGAGAUUCAAGAAGUUUGAACUUAGGCAUAUUUCUGAAAUUAUACCAAGGAGCUGCACAUUGAACCUGAUGCACCUGGCUCAAUUUAUUGGACCCAGAGUGUCAGGCUGGUGCACUUGAUGUUUACCAUUCACCUUUUAAGUUUAGUAUUGAUCUUUCCUUAAACUAAGACUUUGUAUGCAAGAGAUUUGUUGCAGAAACAUCUGUUAAGUUUUUGUUCGUGAGCAUAAAUGAAAUCAAGCAAUAUAAAUAACCUGUGCAUUCCAACAUUGCAACUAAAUUUUAGUUUCUGUAUUUGCAAAGAUAUACAGUAUUGAACUGAUGUGCUCAUGGAAACAAAUUUGUUUAUUUAAGUAAACAUGGAUUAUGGACAGACCUUCACUACAGGCAAUGAUAUGGCCUUGAACUCUGUGUAGACUCUUGCAAAUUGUACCUGAAAUUAUAACACCAUAAAGAUGGUGCAGAAUUACAUAAAAAUGGAGAAUCCACUAUUAUUUA
Alligator mississippiensis (American alligator) is the source of this 3490-nucleotide messenger RNA. It is a transcript of the gene PRORP, whose product is annotated as protein only RNase P catalytic subunit. NCBI's taxonomy places the organism in Eukaryota, Metazoa, Chordata, Crocodylia, Alligatoridae. Bases 819 to 2660 code for a protein of 613 amino acids. Gene Ontology annotation, cellular component: mitochondrion; mitochondrial ribonuclease P complex. Gene Ontology annotation, molecular function: ribonuclease P activity; protein binding. The transcript is spliced from 9 exons. The record is from RefSeq and is a predicted model, not a curated record. Gene Ontology annotation, biological process: mitochondrial tRNA 5'-end processing; tRNA 5'-leader removal.